Molecule: messenger RNA, 1914 nt
Organism: Peniophora sp. CBMAI 1063
Lineage: Eukaryota; Fungi; Basidiomycota; Agaricomycetes; Russulales; Peniophoraceae
Source: the annotation of a GenBank genome assembly
AUGAGCCUCGACCACACGCACUCGCACGACGACGCCUCCUCGUCCGGCCUGCCCUCGGACGCCCUCUCCCGCCCCUCCCUCUCGCUUUCUAGCUCUACUUCCACAUCCCCGCCCCCAGACGACAAACGCUCCUCGUACACAGGCUCCGCAUCGCUCUCGCACCACACCUCCGCCACACUCUACCCCCCGCCCUCCAACAACGGCCACGCCCACGGCCCCUCGCCCGCGGCCCUCGCCGCCGGCGCAGACUACAUCUCCCUCACCGAACCCCCCAGCGACCCGCCGCUCGUCGACGCGUCCUUCGACGAGGACGUCCUGCGCAACCUCUGCGCGCUCGACUGCAGCGUCCCGCUCAUGACCGACCGCCUCAAGCAGGAUCUGGCCGCGACAAAGGAAGUCGCCGGCUUCCUGAAGCGGCGCGCGGCGGUCGAAGACGAGUACGGGCGCAAGCUGCUCAAGACCGCGCGCUCCACGGCCGAGUCGUACUCCCUAAGCGACGGCAAGGCGGGCUCGUUCGUAGCUGCAUGGAGCCAGUGCCUGCGGAUCCACGAGCGGAUGGGCGAGAACCGCGUGCGCUACGCAUCGCGCUUACGCGAGAUGGCGGACGACCUGGGCAAGCUGAGCGCAGAGACGGAGCGCGCGCGGCAGACGCACAAGGACGCGGCCGAGAGCGCCGAGGCGGACUUGCGGGCGAGCGAGGGCGGGACGGAGAAGGCCAAGGCGCGGCUCGACGCGAGCGCCGACGAGCUCGAGCGCCUGUUGCUCGCCAAAGAGGGCGAGAGCGCGAAGGAGGGCGUGCAGUUCCGACCGCCCGGCGCCGGGUCGGGCAAGCGCGCGCUGGGGAAGGCCACGGCGCUGCUCAAGGGCCGCGGGCCGGCGGCCAUCGCGCGGCAGGAGGACGACGUGCGCGCGCGGCUGAACGCGAACGGCGUGGCGUACAACAAGGCGAUGGAGGACACCCAGAAACGACGGCAGGAGUACUUCGGCUUCCACCUCCCGCGCACACUCAGGGCGCUCAAAGAGGCGAGCGACGAGAUCGACCUCGGCACGCAGUAUCAUCUCCAGCGAUACGCCUUUCUCACUGAAUCUAUUGUACUUGCCGACGGACAGAUUCUCGCGCCUACUGAGCGCGAGAAGGAGAAAGAGAAGGAGAAUGGGGUGGAGGAUCAGGGGCCCGGGCUGCAGACGGCGCUCGCGGCGCUGGAUUACAGGGCGGACUUUAAGGUGUAUAUGCAGAAUUAUGCGUAUGCGCAUGGGGGGAGCACGAGGGGCCCGCGCAGGACGGGUCCGGAGCACGAGGGUUUCCUCUCGCGCGACAACACCGAGAUCCCGCCCAUCCUCCUCAAGCUAACAACUUUCAUCGAAAAGUACGGCCUGCGCUCGCAGGGCAUUUAUAGGUUAAGCGGUACAAUGAGCAAGAUCAACAAGCUGAAGGGGCUAUUGGACGAGGGAUUGGAUAAGGUCGAUCUGGAUAAGGACGAGUGGCGCGGCGACGUCAAUAACGUCGCGAGCGCGCUGAAGGCGUGGUUCAGGGAGCUGCCGGAGGGCGUUAUGACGGAUGGGCUCAGGCAGGGGUUCUUGGAUGCCGCCGCGAUCGAGAACGACAGGCUGCGGCAUAUCCGGCUGCACGAGCGCGUGAACGACCUGCCCGACGCGAACUACGCGACGCUCAAGUUCUUCCUCGGCCACCUAUCCCGCAUAACCGCCCACGCAUCCGAGAACCAAAUGUCCGUCUCGAACCUCUCCAUCGUCUUCGGGCCCACGCUCUUCGGCUCGCCGGCGGGAGGAGGCGGCGGCGGGAACUUGGUACUGCAGAACAAGGCGAUCGAGACGAUAUUGGAGCAUUACGCGGAUAUAUUUAUCGAUGAGGGCGAGGGCGAGCAGCCGGGACCGAACGUGCCGGGCGGCGCAUAG